AUUUGAAAGCCGGACGUCGAACUGUCAAAGCAAAAACAGAUUUGUUUUACGUACACUCUCGUCGCAUAAAAGUGCCUUUUAUACUUUCAGCCAAUUUGCCAUGCAGCCACGCGACUUAAUGCGAAUCCUUUUGUUAUUCUGCCUGCGAUUUGCCAUAAACUUCUUUCUUCUCUACCGCCAACAGCAGAACGGCGUUGCAGCAAAGGCGCAACGGCCUGGGACUCUGGUGAAGGACAGAAGCUGCUUCCAGUGACACUCGCUCAGCUGUUCUUUAUUUUGCACGCUAGUUUUGUUUUUCGAGAAAUACAAUAUGGAAACCUGCGUAAAUUGCGAGGAAAACACCAGAAAAUACAAGUGCAGCAAGUGCGAGGCGCCCUACUGCUCUGUGGCCUGUUACAAGGAACACAAAGACUCUCCUCAAUGUGUGACACAGGAUUUAGUGGGAAAAAAGGAGGAAAGUGCCUUCCAGGAGGAACCCACGCUCCAUGUGCCCUUCACCACCGAUGACACCGUUCCCGCGGAGAAGCUCCAGCAACUAGAGCACUGCCAGGAGCUGCGCAACUUGCUCCACAAUCCCCACCUGCGCUCGCUGCUCCAGCAGAUCGAUGUGGCCAUGAACGCCCAGACGGCCAUGAUGGCCGCCAUGCAGGAGCCGCUCUUCGUGGAGUUCGCCAAUGCCUGUCUGCAGGUCGUGGAACCCAUGACGGCUGCAGAAAGGGCUGAACUUGAGUUAUGCUCCUAAUCUAUCCCCCAGAAAUUUCCACUUCAUAGUCCUAAUAAAUACAGCCAUAUAUUUUGUAA
Messenger RNA from Drosophila biarmipes, 801 nucleotides. Its product is annotated as zinc finger HIT domain-containing protein 3. Bases 311 to 742 code for a protein of 143 amino acids. The record is from RefSeq and is a predicted model, not a curated record. Gene Ontology annotation, cellular component: nucleus; pre-snoRNP complex. NCBI's taxonomy places the organism in Eukaryota, Metazoa, Arthropoda, Insecta, Diptera, Drosophilidae. Gene Ontology annotation, biological process: maturation of LSU-rRNA from tricistronic rRNA transcript (SSU-rRNA, 5.8S rRNA, LSU-rRNA); snoRNA localization; box C/D snoRNP assembly. The transcript has 3 exons. Gene Ontology annotation, molecular function: protein binding.